AUGCCUGCCCACUCGCCGCCCUCGCCAUCCCUCAAGCCCACAAAGCGACCGCGGCAGGGCUCCUACGACGCCGACGUAUCCCCGCCCGCCUCCGCCGGCAUUGACCAAAGCCCGUCCGCCGCCGAACAGAACGAUCCGCUCGCCAGCGCCGGCGCAGCUUUGGCCGCUGCCGAAAAGAUCGGAGGCAAGGCUGGCCAGAGCAGCAACUUCCGCAACGUGAGCGCCUGCAAUCGCUGCCGUCUGCGCAAGAACAGGUGCGACCAGAAGCUGCCGAGCUGCGCGAGUUGCGCAAAGGCGGGAGUCGCAUGCGUGGGCUAUGACCCCAUCACGAAGAAGGAGAUACCCAGAAGCUACGUCUUCUAUCUAGAAACGCGCGUCGAGCAGCUCGAAGCAUUGCUCGCCAAACAUAAUGUCCCCUUCCCGCCCGCCGAGAACCUGGAGCCGUCGUCACGCGUGGGUGCCGACGUCGCAAGAUGGAACACAGACGCCACCUCCUCGACGCGCUCCGAGAGCAUCGAAGGGUCCGGUCCCGCAAAGAAUAGCAUACACCGUCCCGAUCUAGAAAAGGCCAAGAAGGCGGAAACCGGUGGCACGGGCAUGCUCGAUAUCGUCAGCCCUUCCAAGCCAAGAUCUCUGGCCUCGGCCUCGGGCGUCUCAUUCAACCGCGUCGUCUUCGCCGCUGUGCAAUACUCGGUGUCGGAUCAUAACGGGACCCAGGACCGGACCGGGGGCAAAGGUCUGCCCAUAGGCAGCGGAACUUCGAUGCGGGAUUCUUUCUUUGGACUUCACACAAAACCUACGAUUCGCCCGGCCAACUUUCCCGAGAGAGAUGUGGGCAUGAGGCUCGUGACGCUCUACUUUGAACAUGCGAACCCCCAAAUACCCAUCCUCCACCGCGGCGAGUUCAUGCACAUGUUCGAUCAGGCGUAUACUAGCCCAGGCGGGCCGCGAGGGCCUCGGGAGCUGUACAUGCUGAACAUGGUCUUCGCGAUAGGAUGCGGCGUAAUCGUGGGCGAGCCUGUGAAGUCCGAGGGCUCGGGCGCGGGUCCUCGCAACCCUGCAGAUGCGAACAGUUUUGGCCAAGCCCAGCCGGAGGAGUACCACGCUAGCGCCCUCGUACAUCUCGAAGCUUGUCUCGGUAACAGCGGCGGCGGGUUAGAGGUUUUGCAGGCUGUACUGUUGUUGGCUAAUUUUGCGCUUCUGAGGCCAGUGCCCCCCGGCCUUUGGUACAUUAUCGGCGUAGCUGUGCGUCUAGCUGUGGACCUGGGUCUGCACUACGAGGACGGCAGCGACGUAGAAACAGCUAUGCUUGACCCCUCCGGCAAGGUAAAGGAAGAGAACGGCGACAUGGGCGAGGCUAAAAACGCCCAGUCGCGCGAAAGGGGAAGACGGCUGUAUAUCCGGGACAUGAGGCGGAGGUUAUGGUGGUGCACAUACUCCCUGGAUCGCCUGGUGAGCACUUGCGUCGGGCGACCUUUCGGCAUCAGCGACCAGGUCAUCACGACCGAGUUCCCCUCGCUAUUGGAUGACCAGUACAUUGCGCCGACCGGGAUCUUGGGGAUGCCCGCAUCUUUGGCUGAGCCGAGCUAUAAGCACGUAGCGUAUCACUACUUCAAGCUGCGGCUGCUGCAAUCCGAGAUUCUGCAGGUGCUGCAAUAUAACCAGACGCAGGUCGUGCGGGCUUCCGGUCAGAACCUGACCAACUCGGAUAUUCACACCCGCAUACCGUCCCCGUUCCUCGUCAGGUUCGACUCGUUCCGCUCGUGGCGUAUCGACAUCGAUCGCAGGUUGUACCGGUGGAAGAAUUCGGCGCCGACGCGCGAGGAGACGGGCGUGGCGUUCUCGACAGAGUUCUUGGAGCUCAACUACUGGCAGGCCAUCAUCAUGCUCUACCGCCAGAGCCUGAGCGUGCCCGCCUUGUUCGAGGGCGAGUACAACCCAUCCAACGAGGUGAACAGCCCGACGGCGUUCCAGGCGGAGCUGCGGGAGGACGAGGACAGGAUCUAUCUCAAGGUGGCCGAAGCUGGGCAGAAAAUACUGCGCAUCUACCGCCAGCUCCAUCUGAGCGGGCUGGUCAGCUACACCUAUCUUUCGACACACCAUCUGUUCAUGGCCGGCAUUUCAUAUCUCUACGCCAUUUGGCACUCGCCCAUCGUCAGAAGCCGACUCACCAUGGACGAGGUGGACUUUACAAUCUUGGCCGCCAAGUCAGUCUUCACCGACUUGAUCGACAAGUGCCCUCCUGCCGAGACUUGCCGCGAUGCCUUUGACCGGACAGCAAAGGCCACCAUAAAGAUGGCCAACUCGACUGGCGGCUUCAACUCGGUGCCACCGCGUAAGAUGCGCGAAAGCAGGUUCGAAUGGAGCUCCGCCCCGAGUGACGGGGCAUCGAUGCCGGGCGCCAGCAACCCACGGCGCCGCCAGCAACACCAAGGCCAACAGAGCAAUUACCAAAUGGACCUGACGCUAUCCGACACCCUCUCAUCACCCAGCCUCUCUGUUGCCGGAGACCUGCCUCCGCGGAGCUCACCGCGCACCGCCGACUUCAACAUGAUGGCACAGGGAAGCCCCUCAGAGAUCGACCCCGCCUUCGUCGCGUCGCCGCCGGUCCCUCGCCGCCUAGUAGCCGAGCGAUCCAGCAGCGGCGGCUCGUUUCUGACCCAGCAGCAGCAGCAGGGAGGAGGGUCGUAUAACGCGGGCGAGUACCCAGACGUCCAGACCAUGGAUUUCCUCCAGAGCCUGCAGGGCAAUCCGAAUGAAGAGCUUGGCGGGUCCGGUGACGUGACGACACCGCAGCUUGACCUGGGGUUCGGCAUCAACUGGGAUAAUGUGCACCACGACUUCAGCGACGGCCAGCAGAUGAACAUAUUUGACGGAUUUUUCUUUGGCAGCCAGCAGCAGCAGCAGCUUCAACAACAGUCGCCGGAUCAGCAGCAAGCUCCCACCGGCAGCGGGAACGCGAAUUGA
This is a messenger RNA of Colletotrichum graminicola M1.001, 2967 nucleotides long. Its product is annotated as fungal specific transcription factor domain-containing protein. The coding region runs from base 1 to 2967 and encodes 988 amino acids. Gene Ontology annotation, biological process: DNA-templated transcription; positive regulation of transcription by RNA polymerase II. The record is from RefSeq and is a predicted model, not a curated record. Gene Ontology annotation, molecular function: sequence-specific DNA binding; DNA-binding transcription factor activity, RNA polymerase II-specific; zinc ion binding. The transcript has 4 exons. NCBI's taxonomy places the organism in Eukaryota, Fungi, Ascomycota, Sordariomycetes, Glomerellales, Glomerellaceae.